AUGCUCAGCAGCCCGCAUGAAGUGGAGGCGGGUUCGCCUUCUUUCAAAACUGUUAGGUUGGAGAUCGCGGCGCGUGUUGGUCUUUUACGCGACGGUCCCUUCUCCACUCCUUCGAGCCGCAAACCGCAGGUGGGACGCUUCAUACUAGUCUGCGUCGAAGCAUCGGCUAUGGCCUCGGCCAGUACUGAUCCGCAGGCAGCGGGCUCAGCCAUCCGUGCAAUCCCGACCUCGGACGUGCACAGGAUCACAAGUGGUCAGGUCGUCCUGGACUUGCAGACGGCUGUCAAGGAACUCGUCGAGAACGCACUCGACGCCUCGGCCUCCAACAUCGCCAUCAACUUUCGCGACUAUGGCGCAGACUCGUUCGAGGUCGUCGACAAUGGCUCCGGCAUCGACCCGUCCAACUACGCCUCGGUCGCGCUCAAGCACUACACGAGCAAGCUGGCAUCAUUCUCGGACCUUGCGCACGUGCGCACUUUCGGCUUCCGAGGCGAGGCGCUCUCAUCGCUUUGCGCACUGGCAAGCGUCACCAUUCAUACUGCCACCUCACAGCAGGCGCCCAUGGGCGCGGUGCUCCGCCUCGACCGAUCCGGCCGCGUAGCAGACGACUCGGGUCGCGCAGCGAGGCAGAGAGGAACCACAAUCACCAUCGAAGAUCUCUUCAAGUCGCUUCCUGUCCGCCGGAAGGAGUUUGAGAAGAAUCUCAAGAGAGAGUACGCCAAGACGCAGAACCUGCUGCAGGCGUACGCCCUCAUCACGAAGGGUGUCCGUUGGACCACCACCAACCAGCCGUCAGGAGGACGCAAGACGCCGCAAUUCAGCGUCAACUCGUCCAGCGCCGACAACUACCUCGCUGCCAAUGUGUCUGCGCUCUUUGGAGCCAAGGUGGCUCCGACACUGAUGCCCCUCAGCCUCGAGCUUACCUUCUCCACUGCUCGCAAAGGCCUCAGUGCCGCACAGAAACGAGGUGAGCAGGACGAUGACGAAGGCGACGAGGAAGAGACCGCGAACGAUGCGUCAACUGUCACUGUGGUUGGCCUCAUCAGCAAGCCCGUGUACGGCUCAGGCCGCACCUCGUCUGACCGUCAGUUCUUUUACAUCAACGGACGACCGUGGGAAGCGGGUCGCGUCAGCCGCGCGUUCAACGAGGUGUACAAGUCGUUCAACUCGAACCACUUUCCCUUCAUCAUCGCGGACUUUCGACUUCCGACCGACUCGUACGACGUCAACGUCAGUCCCGACAAGCGCACCAUCUUCCUGCACGAGGAGAGCCGGCUUAUCGAGAAGCUCAAGCAGGCGCUCGAGGAGCUUUUUGCGCCCAGCAGAGCCACCUUUCUCGUGAAUGGAGCCAGUCAUUCCCUGCGCAGUGGCGGAAGCAGCGCCGCCACACAAGCGAAACUCGGCCACUACAGCAGGACAGUCGCGGCAGUUCCGACGCAGGCGGUCGAUGGGGAUCGGAGCGAGGAGGAAGAAGACGAACUCGUGCCAUCUCAAAGAUCGAUAGCCUCGGUGCAAGAUCUCGAGUAUCGCGAAGACAUCGGGAUCGCAUCCGACUCGGCUGCUCCGAUUGAGGCUUCCGCGGCUGUGGAGGCGGACGAAAGCGAGCCCGAGGCUCCUCUGCCGCACGCGCCGGAAGCUCACGCACUUCUCUCAAUGGGAGAAAAGCGCAAAGACCCGACAACGACAGAGCCGCCAAUGAAGAGACAGCGCAACAGCCAGUCGUCGCCGGAACCAGAGAUAGAGGAGGCCUUGUCUGCGGUCGACUCAUCGCGCAGAACAAGCAAGGAAAUCCGGAGGAACUUGCGCGAUUUUGCGCUUGCCGGCAGCCAGGACGAUGCGCUCUCACCCAUGCCCAGUGCAGCCGAAAUGCACAGCGAGCAGGACGAGGCCGAAAGCAUGGACGACGACGAUCUGACAGUGGGCGCCCUUCACGAGGAGGCGAGCGAUGUUCCGUCGCCGGAACACUCGCACGCCUUUGUCUUGCCACCCAGCCAGCCUGUUCUCGCCGAAGCUGGCGCGGAUACGAACGAGGUCGAGGGCGGAGAGACUGUUUCUGUCGACUUGGCCCGUCUAAGGCCUCGCGCACGCCAAUGGCGCGAGCACAAGAGAGCAUCAACUCUGCCAGCCCGUACAACGACACUGUCGGGGGAAGAGCAGCUGCUGCAAGGCGCUGGAGUCGAGAACGCAGACGAGGAGCAGGUGGAACGCACGCUCUCGCGCGUGAUCCACAAGCAAGACUUUGCGUCUAUGGACGUGAUUGGCCAAUUCAACCUCGGGUUCAUCAUUGCACGUCGACGCACAAACGCGGUCGGCAGUGCAGACGAGAUGGACGACCUCUUUAUCGUCGACCAGCACGCUUCGGACGAGAAGUACAAUUUCGAGACGUUGCAGCUGACGACGCAGAUCCGGUCGCAGAAACUCAUCUGCCCCCGCGCGCUAGAGCUGUCUGCAUCCGACGAGCUCGUGGCCAUCGAACACCAAUCCACGCUCCUCGCGAAUGGGUUCGAAAUCGCUGUCUCCGAAUCAGGGCUACCCGGAACGAGGAUAAAGCUCGUCGCACAACCAAUCAGCAAGACGACCGUUUUCGGCGUCAAGGAUUUGGAAGAAUUGCUGUAUCUGCUACGAGACAUGUCUGCAGGAACCGAGGCAACGCGAGCGGUAAGGUGCAGUAAGGCGAGGAGCAUGUUCGCCAGCAGGGCGUGCAGGAAGUCGGUCAUGAUCGGAACUGCGCUCAAUAAGGCACGCAUGGGUUCGAUUCUCGCCAAUAUGGGCACAAUCGAGCAGCCCUGGAACUGCCCACAUGGCAGACCGACGAUGCGACACUUGGCAUGCCUCCAAACACUCGCCGACAUGAAACCCCAAGCCUGCAAGGACGACGAGCCGGACUGGACCGAGAUCCAGGGAAGCUUUGAAUGA
Messenger RNA from Moesziomyces antarcticus, 2916 nucleotides. RefSeq names its product AER421Wp. Bases 1 to 2916 code for a protein of 971 amino acids. The record is from RefSeq and is a predicted model, not a curated record. Lineage: Eukaryota; Fungi; Basidiomycota; Ustilaginomycetes; Ustilaginales; Ustilaginaceae. Gene Ontology annotation, molecular function: mismatched DNA binding; ATP-dependent DNA damage sensor activity; ATP hydrolysis activity. The transcript has 2 exons. Gene Ontology annotation, cellular component: MutLalpha complex. Gene Ontology annotation, biological process: mismatch repair.